ACUCAAGCGACCCUUUCAAAGACUCUGCAUCCACUUCAGAGCUUUCUCAAGCUGCUUCUCGCGAGACUGAUCCCACGACACCCCGAACGGCUCCUCAACAAUACUCAAGCGACCCUUUCGCUCCCAACUAUCGCUACCUCUGUCCUUGGAGUGCUGAGGAGAAGGCGGACUGGAUAGCAACGUAGCUAGUCCCGCUCCGUCCAGACUUCUGGGAGGUUUACGAGUCCGCCGAACGUGCGGAGUAUUGUCGACGUACCGAUCAGCUUGCAGUUCUUCUUAGGCAACGCGGACUCAAGGAUGCCUACAACAGUAUAAAGUAUCUAGAUGCGCAGAGAGGGACAUAUAUGUGUAAGACAAGGGAGGAGAGGCACAACAAAAUAUGUGAGCUGCUCAAAGAUGAACCGGAUUUGUUGGAAAGAGAAGAGGAGAUAGAACGGGUUGGUAAGGAAAGAUACGCCGUUUACCAGGGCGACCAUGAGGUUGAGCAUUUACUCGAGAUUGGAGAUGUGGCUGGGUAUAGAUGGAUCAAGAUGAACCCGGAUAUGGUGAAAGAAAGACCAGCGCAGCCAUAAUGAGUAGCACUAGAAGGUAUGGCCAAUGGCAUUUGGCAUCCACUCGGGGCAAAAGUCAUACGUGCGUAAGUGAAUCUAUGAUCUGGUAUUCUAGGCACAAUUUCCGUUGGGUGUAAAAGACGUCGUUUGCAAACAGGUUGCACACGACGUCCGCCUAACCAGUUCGACAUACCCUUAGAACCCGGACAGAGAACCUGAAACCCAAGAUACUCGAUAAUGAAAAGGCACCUAGGCAGUAGGGGUUUCAGUGUGC
Molecule: messenger RNA, 825 nt
Organism: Trematosphaeria pertusa
Lineage: Eukaryota; Fungi; Ascomycota; Dothideomycetes; Pleosporales; Trematosphaeriaceae
Exons: 1
Coding region: 345-572 (75 amino acids)
Source: RefSeq, a predicted model, not a curated record